CGGGAAAACUUUAGCUCUUCUAAAUAUGGGCAUCAAUGCCCAUUUAAGGCAAUCCAUACAAAGGACACUAUCCGUGGGGAAUAUGUUUGAUAUGUCGUAGUAUAAAUAUAUAUACUCUAUGAGGUCGGUAUGAUGUCUGCAUAUUUAGCAGAAUGUUUAUGCUGUAUCCUUUUAGAUGCGAAUGAAACAAUAAAAUUGCACUUUAUUCGUUUAUUUUUAUCAUUAUAUUUUGAACGGUUGGGGGCUGGGAACUACCCAAAAUGCAUUGCAUGAUAAUUGUUAUCCGCCAUUUUGAAUUUUUACGAUCGAGUUCACUGCUCUUUGGCGACUGUAAGUAUGACUACUAAAACAACAAAAGGCGAUAAUAUUACUUAGAUGUGGUUUGUCUCAAGCCAUUGUCAUGCCUCCGAAAUCAAAGAAACGGAAACUAGACAAAAACACCGACAAAGAUAUCGGAGUAGCGUCUCAGCGAUGCAUUCUAAACGUGGAUGGAAUUCAGCAUUACGGCGACUUUACUGCACUGAGCAAUUUCAAAGGUCCAGCUGAAGAGAAACUAGCUCAAUUACUCAGCAUUCGGGAAAAAAGACUGAAUGAGCCCCAUGACUCUCCUUAUCGAAUGGAGGCUGCUUAUGCAGUAAAAUUCCCGAGACCCUCACUGAUGUCAACUUAGCAGAAUUAGGUUACCAUCAUGGAUGUUACAUGAACUUUACCAGGAAUUUAGAUCGUUUGAAGGGGGACCAUCCUGUACCAACCGAGAGUGCUAGGUCGGCACGAUCACCACGUAAGUCAUCUUCAUCUAGUUCCCAAGCAAAAUUCCCGGCAGAGUGUUUAUUUUGUGAGAAGCUAGUGCGCAAGGUGCAUGGAAAGAGGGAGUAUUGUACUUCGUUUGCUGUAUAUAAGGAUAGUAGAGGAUUCCAAUUACAGCCGACAUGGAAGCAGAUUGAACCCCGUGCGUUAGCACUAGAAGAUAAUCGCCUCUACCGUGAAGUUCUAGGGCAAGAUCUCUUUGCAAGAGAAGCUCAAUAUCAUCCUUCAUGCCGGAAAGCGUUUAACCUGAGAUAUAUCAACCACAUCCGAGAUGCGAAAACCAAGGAAGUGCGUCCUCAAACAGACCAGGAACAAAAUACAUCAGCACACUUGAGGUUGUUAUCCAAUUCAUCCAAGAAAAUGUUGUUGCACGGGAAGAGGUAGUAGAACUAAGAUCACUCCGCCUCCUAUAUGUAAGGGAGCUAGAAGAGAAAGGGUUUCCCAAUCCUGACUACCGAGGAGAGAACCUUAAGACGAAGCUAGAGAAACAUGAAAUAAGCGAACUUAUCGCUUUUACUAAAGUUCAUCUAGAAGAUAAAGGCAACAUGGUAUUAACUCUUGUAUAUAGUGCCAGUAUAUCCGUAGCAGAUGCAGUUGCCCGUGCAUAUCACUUGGGGUCAAUCGACAAGCACCAAGAAGUAUCCCUUAUUCUUCGUAAGUCAAUACAGCGCGCCUUUAAGGAAACCAAGCCCCUCCCAUGGCCCCCUACAGCCGACGAUCUUGUAAACCAAGCGGACGAUAUCCUCCCACCUGAACUAGAAACGUUUUUGAACUUUGUCAUCACUGGAGAUUCGAAUCUGGAAAAGAAGGAGACGAUUGGACGAGUUGUUCUCUCGAUUGGGCAGGACAUCUGCCGAGCAGCCACCAAUGGGGAGUGGAAGCUGCCAAAGCAUAUUCUCCUCUGUACAACCGUGCGACAUAUGUACCGUAGCAAGCUUCUUACCACCAUCCUUGCUCGACUCGGACACUGUGAAACGUACGACUUUGGAUUAGAGCUUAAAACAGCAAUCGCGAAAGCCUUGGAUGAGGUCUCAACAACCCUUACCCCUGAGAUAGUUAAAGGAGAAGGCAACGAAGUGUUUCAUUUUGAAUGGGACAAUAUGAAUAAGAUCACUACCAACAUCCAUGGGCAUAACGUGAAUAGCACGGGGGGCAUCAUGAUUCAAGAGAUCAAGCCUGGUUUCACUGCGAGCGAGGACCGCAUUCUACCGGUAUAUAAGCGCAGCGCGUUGCGUUCCCUGAAGAUUGGUACCCCUGAAACUCUGGCACCCGUCCACAUCUACAAUCGCGUUGGCCCAAAACUCCCUGAAGGCGCUACGGUAACUCCACCUACCCAAAAUGAUGAGGUCUAUCUUGGGGCCAAGACUGAGUAUGGUGCAUGGUUGCUUGCGAGGUUGAUCGAGUGCGAGGCUGACAAGCAAGUCGUUCCAGGAUUCGGGGGGUUUGUUUCAGUUACAGGUGUCAAGCCACCAAGAAAGUCUACCAUAGAAUACUUUACCCCAAUCCAUCAGCCUUUCACAAAGUAUGCCGUAAUAGUGGAGAUUCUAAAGCGAUCCGAAGACGCCACUCAAGAGGUCGGCCAGACGUACGUGCUAAAUACCUUUGAUCUUGGCGGCUGUAUAAAGGCCCUUCCCGUCAUCUGGAAGUACCCAGAAAGAUACAGAAACCAUGUUGUGAUGCCUGGCCCUUUCCAUACAGCCAUGAACUACAUCGGCAUGCUAACAGGCAACAAAUGCCGUGGGUCUGGGUACUCUGACAUCUUAAUAGAAGCGGGCCUCGUAACAACUGGCUGCCUUAAGAGCGUCCUCAAAGUUAAAGCUUACUCGAAAACCUUAUUUUGCCUGAAAACGGUCACAGAAGCGAUGGAAAGGCUCCUCUUUGAGAGGUUUCUCGAGGAAGACAAAACAGCAACCCCUGAUACCUCUACUCUGCUAGCCCUGGUCCAGUCAUGCGAUCGUGAGACGCUCGAUGAUGCUCUCAAAGACCCCGUCACUAUCACACUCCUUCGCCAGUACGAUGCUUUCCAAGAACAGGUUCGAAACGGCCACCUGGGAAAGACUGCGCAGUUCUGGAUGAGCGUCAUCGACCAUACCCAUCUAGUCUUGAUGCUCCAGUAUUCCGUUAAGUCGAACAACCUCUCGCUAUUCCACAAAUGUAACGGAGACAUGGCAAUUCUAUUCUUCGCAUUUGAUGGACACAAUUACUCCAGGUAUUUGACAUGGCUAGAUCUGUUCUUGACUAACGUCGAUGUUUCGCAUCCUGGGGCCAAGCGGUUGCUAGAGAGAGGAGGGAUUGCUGUAGCUCGAUCUCUAAUUCCCGGCGCUCUAAUUGCAGUAGAUAAGACCAUGGAAGAGACCUUCAUGGAGUUCGCUAAGUCAGCAGGUAAACUACAGAAUAAGUUGCAGGUACAGAUCAGAGUUAUUGCGAUUAAUAAUUGGUUAUGUCUUGUUAUCUUGGACUGUUCUCGAUGUUUGGGGCAUAUCAAAGGUGGUGUAGAACGGCGCGUGUCUUUUUCCUACAAACCAAGAUAUAUCCCGCUCUACACCUAUGUAUUGAGCACUGUUAUAUGAACGCCUGCACUCACGCAUUAUAUAUAUAUAUAAUCUUGUUUUUUAUUGUAAAUGCCAUAUCACAACACUGAUUGGGGCAAGAAAGGUAAGAGCAUCAUCUCUUCAGGUGUGGGGUGGACUUGAGAUGUGCUCCAUGAAAGUAGACAGGGCUGAUUGUCCUAUCUUCAAAUACUAUCCCCACAUCAGAGUUAGCACCAAAAUAAGAUUAAGAAAAGCUGAGAAUGCGUUUUAAAAUUGUUAUUUUUUAAACAUUUCUUUGGUUCACUGUCCUCAAUGUGCUAUCAAUUAGGUGAAAAUUUAUUUUAACACCCAAAGUGAGUCAUAUUGUGUUAACAAUAUAAUUUUAUUGAAAUAUAUUAUUUUAUUUAUGUAAGUUACAAGUAAACAACAACAUAUAUUUAUUUUGAAGUGAGAGGGCUAUAGAAUAUGCAAACUUGAUUGAAAUUAUGCACUAGUCAAUUGAAACCCCCACCCCCAUGAUCCCGGGGAAGGAUGGGGGAUUAGAAUUUGACGCUGUACUAAACAGAGAAAAGCCCCCUACCCUCGGGACAACACUGCAGUAAAAAACCCUUACCCCAUCGGCGAGUACAUUUGUAAUAAUAACUAUGAAUAACAGUUAAUAAAAAUAAAUCAUCUUCAUCUGGUGUUUGUUAUAUCAUUCAUAUUAGUUUUCACACAUUUUGCGGUGCAGCUUGCCAUAUGUUGAUACAUGGAAAUGAUGACUUGACUUUUGCAAAUUACAUUUUUUGAUGAUUUCACUUGUCCCCAAGCCUCUAAUGGGGAUAAUUCUUAGAGUCGAAAACAGUCAAUAGGCCAUUCCAGCUAUAAGUUUGCGCGUGCCUAACCAUAGAAACCUACCUCAACUACCAGAAUGUACCGUGGGCUUUUUUAAGCUUAUGCAUUAGAGCAUAAACAUAAUUUCAAGAUCAACAACACUACAAAAAUAUUACAAAUCUCUAGAUUUUAAUAAAAAUGUUCCAUAAAAUAAAAUGACAUUCAAUGAGGGCUAAAGGUAUUUUAGGGAAAUAAUAAAACUUAUCUUAAGGAAGCACCAAAGUACCAAAAUAAUUUUCAUAGAUUUAAGUACAUAUUUUGCACUUACAUGACUUACAAUUAAAUUUACACCUAUACUGUACUUUAUUGAGACCGACAUGGUUAAAAGGAUGACAUUCAAUGGUAAGAAAACAAAAUUCUUCUUAUGGGUAUCCGGUCAAGUGUAAAGUAGAUUCAUCGACAAAGCGAUUUGUAGGAAACAAUUUCCAUCAAUUGUUUCAAACCACUUCCACUUCAAAAUAGAUUAAGCAAUCAAGGUAAAUACCUCGAGUCCAUUCAUGAGUGUCCAGAGCACAUUUAAUUACGUCUGGAAGUAAGCUGUAUGAGUCUAAAGCAGUCAGCACAAUUCUUAUCUUGAGCCGCGUGUCUCGCACUCGGGUCGCAAAUGUAAACACGGGUUAAUACAGCAAAAUCAAUCCAAGCUGAGAUGAUUUUCCAAAAUAACUUGGUAGAAAUUGAGGCUAUAGUAAAAUAUAAAAUUAUUAAAUCGCGAAUCGGGCCUUCAACUGCACAAAUAACAUGGAUGUGAGGAUUGGAAUCUCAAAUUCAAGAUGGCGGCCAUGACACAGUUUUAAAUUAUGCAGAAGGGUUCUGGUAACAAGGCAUUGCGAUGACGUAGGACAGUUGGCUAGAUACUUCGUGUAAGAAAAAAGCUUCGGUAAGGUCGCAAUGAGUACACUAAAAUAUGAAGUAUCGCCAAUUGCGCAAGGGUUCUUGGGAAUUUCAUUGUGCAAAUCGCGAGACGACAGAAAAAAAAACAGUUGCAUUUUAUGACUGGGCUACCACAGGUAUCCCAGUAAAGACAAGAACAAAAUCAAAAGCAAGUCAAAGUCAGGUGCAGAGUACAUAACUUAAGACUAUCCUAAUUAAGCUAUAUUUUAACUUUUCGAAAAAAUGGAAUAUAAAUAAGUCCAGCCCUUUAAUUUAUAAAUUACAUGUCUAUUACACUGUACAUAUGAUCACAGGUUAGAGUGGUUUUCAAAAACCCGUGAAAUACUAUUUAGUUUAUUUAGUACUAAUACACUGUGAUGUCUUUUUUUCUUUUUUGUUCUGGCUUGAAAAUUACACUUUAACUACAUUUUGUUGCACGGGAUUUUGAAAACCACUCUAAUAUAUUGCCAUUGUUUUAUUUUCCUAACAAAUAUUGAGUAAGAUUGAGUAAAAUUGAAACAUGCAGAAAUAAACUGAGCUUUAGAAUAGACUAAGUAGAUCAGGAGAAAUUACAAUUCAUUAAUAUAAAAUAAGUAAACUGCAGUUCUAGUGUACCAGUGUACAAACACACAUUUUCAAUUUAAACUUUAAAAUAUUAGUAUUUUUAGCAGCAACAACCUACAGUAUAUGGACUAUAUUGUUAUCAAAAUAAAGCCCAAAAA
Messenger RNA from Nematostella vectensis (starlet sea anemone), 5803 nucleotides. RefSeq lists its product as uncharacterized. The coding region runs from base 1353 to 3377 and encodes 674 amino acids. Lineage: Eukaryota; Metazoa; Cnidaria; Anthozoa; Actiniaria; Edwardsiidae. The record is from RefSeq and is a predicted model, not a curated record. The transcript has 3 exons.